AUGGCGGGCGUAGCCACUGCGUAUUCGACCGAUCCCCUGCCCGCCUCUGGAGGCGUGGACAACGAAAAGUGGGAAUUUUCCGUACCGAUCGGCAACGAGGGAACGCAGCAUUCCUCACGACCACGCAACUCCCACGAUUCAAGCUCUGUCCGUGCGAGAUCGUCCCGAAAACGCAACUCGAACGGCUCGCGAAGCUCCUCGGUCUCUCGGAAGGUUCACGCACACGAAGCCUCCUAUCUGACCUCAACCCGCGGACGGCGAGAACACAGCCUGAGUCGACAUGGAAGCGAUCUUGGCAGUGGGCGAGAUGGAUCGGCCCAUGAUCACUCGAUCCGCCGAGAGCCAGAGGAAGAUCAGGGGGAACAGGAAACGAUGAACCCUCAGGAGAUGAACAGUGAGAAUUGGAUCCACCGGGAUAAGUUGGCAAAGAUUGAAAGCGAAGAACUUCACCAAGCCGCCAUACUUUUUCAACGACGCAUGAGAGCCGAGAGCAAGUCAAGCUCAGGCCAUGGGAGGAGCCAUGAUUCUCAACAGAGCAUUGCAAAUGGCCCGGCCUCGGCAAUCUCACCCAAUGUGGAACACUCCGAGCCCUGGCCUGAGCUACGAGAGGGAUCUCGGAAGGAAUACAACGAGCAUGAGGCUGAGGAUGAGGAACGGAAGCAUUGGGAUCUCCGCCGCCCCGAGGAGAUUGCCGCAGAUGAGGCUGCUGCCAGCAUCUACAGCCAUCCCGGCCUUCGUAAGAGUUCCUCCCGUAUCCCAAUUUCGACGGCUAGCCCCGUACCAAUGGCGUCUGGCCGUGACUCUCGUGGCCCCCGAAGCCGUGCUGCAACAGAUGAGCAUGAUGAUGAGCAGGCCUUCCGGGGCCGCAGGGCUAGCGAGCCGACCACAAUUGAUCCAGAGCCCACCACGCCUUCGCCUGAGGGCCGGCCCGGCAGUCGUGGCUUCAAUACCACCCAGAACACUCCGGCUAAGAAAACCCCAGGCAAACCUACUGGUUCUAGCAACCGCAAAACCUCCGCACCUCCUACAAACCGGAAAACCUCAACUGCGCGGUCCCGUGCGGUCUCUGGAAACACCUCACAACGUCCUGUCACUCGCUCCGGUGAGUCUCGGCCCACAACUGCAGUGAACCGGCCUGAGGGAGACCCGCCAUGGCUGGCAACCAUGUACAAACCAGACCCUCGUCUGCCACCAGAUCAGCAGAUGCUUCCUACGCUUGCCAAAAAGAUGCAACAGGAGCAGUGGGAGAAAGAGGGCCGGACACCCACCACAUACGAUCGCGAUUUUGCUCCCCUCGCUGUUCAUCCCGACGAUGUACCCCCAGUCCCACCCAAGGUCGUGGAACAAGAAAAGGUGGAGGAGCCGCCGAAGGCCAAGAGCCCUGAGCCACCACGGCCGAAUACGAGCACUGGUUACAGCACCAUGCCGAAGGUGCAGGACACUCCCCCAAUGGGCCUGACGCCCAAUCCCAACUGGAAUCCGCCCGUGGUUUCUGCGCCUGAGCAACCCAAGAAAGAGAAGGGCUGCGGAUGCUGCAUUGUGAUGUGA
Molecule: messenger RNA, 1548 nt
Organism: Penicillium macrosclerotiorum
Lineage: Eukaryota; Fungi; Ascomycota; Eurotiomycetes; Eurotiales; Aspergillaceae
Exons: 2
Coding region: 1-1548 (515 amino acids)
Source: RefSeq, a predicted model, not a curated record